Dendroctonus ponderosae (mountain pine beetle) is the source of this 4507-nucleotide messenger RNA. Its product is annotated as serine/threonine-protein kinase GD17699. Gene Ontology annotation, biological process: protein phosphorylation; intracellular signal transduction. NCBI's taxonomy places the organism in Eukaryota, Metazoa, Arthropoda, Insecta, Coleoptera, Curculionidae. The transcript is spliced from 13 exons. Gene Ontology annotation, molecular function: protein kinase activity; ATP binding. The record is from RefSeq and is a predicted model, not a curated record. Bases 336 to 2060 code for a protein of 574 amino acids.
GACCGGUUGACAUAACAAAUAGUUACUCCCACCAUCCUCCCACUUUUCAAAAAGGAGGUUAUUAACAUUUUCAUGAAAUAAACAGUUACAGUCAAACAAUUUCACGUUUUUUUGUGCGGUUUAGCAAUGUCGUUUUUUCUUUGUUGUGUAUUGUAGUGUAAACUCGAGACUGUACAAUACGACACGGUGUUAGUGCCUUUUUGUCCUUCGUUUCAGUGACAGCUGUGCUAGGCGGUACCUUUCGCCCAGGAAAACGAACUCUAUCCCCAUGUUGUUAAAAGUUUACCCAGUUAUGAGCAGUUAUCAUCAUUGACGCCUCCAGUCUGCUCAGAGCCAUGUCUAAGAACAAUUUAAUAAGUUCCAGAAGCAUUUCUCCGGCCAGUUUUAAUUCUCUCCGGUCUGAUUCAGAGAAGUCCUUUGAAAAUGGACUGGAGGACUCUUUAAAGCCCAAACUUAGGCCUUCAUCUACUUCCCGGACUGCCAAAGCUAAACGAGUCAGAUUUUUUCACAAUGGAAAUAAGUUUUUCAAUGGAGUUGUUAUACCUGUGGCCCCAGAAAGAUACAGAUCAUUUGACAGCCUAACCAGUGAACUUACUAAUUUAAUUGGAAGAAAUGUUACCCUUCCCAACGGAGUCCGACAUGUAUAUUCGAUGGAUGGAAAAAAAGUUGUAAAUAUAGAAGAAUUGGAAGAUGGCAAAGAAUAUGUGGUUAGUGGGAAAGGCGAGCCCUUCAAAAAAGUGGAGUAUUCGAAAACGGAUACUUUAAAAAGCAGAAAAGUCAAUCGAAACAAUAGUUCGAUCUCCAGUAUGCCCAGAAUUCUACCGCCAGACUGUGUUCGGCCAAGAAUUGUAACUAUCAUUAGACAUGGAAUUAAACCUAGAAAGAUUUUACGACUUCUUCUGAAUAAACGGAAUUCUUCAAGUAUGGAAUCUGUGUUAAGUGCAUUUUCAGAAUUAGCGCAGUUGGCGGUUAGAAAAGUUUAUACUUUAUCAGGUCAACCAGUGACAGUACUUCCACAUUUCUUCGAAUCAGAGGAUGUUUUCUUUAUCUAUGGGAAUGAACGGCAUAGUCUAGAUGAUUUUGAAUUGGACUUCGAAGAAAGCAAGUCGAUUCAGCAAUAUAAAAAGACUCCCUGUCUUCGAAAUGGUACCGGUCCUAAACCUAAAAUGCCUAAAAAAGAGAAAAAUAGAACCUAUGAAUCUGAAGAGAGCUUAUUGAGAAAAUUAAGUUUAGAUGAAAACAUAAGUUUACCCCCCGGCAUGAAGGGAAAAUAUACAAUAGGAAGAAUGAUUGGGGAUGGAAACUUUGCAGUUGUUCGGCUGUGUAGGCAUGUUAUUUCUGAGCACGAAUAUGCGUUAAAGAUUAUUGAUAAAGCUAAGUGCAAAGGAAAGGAAGACAUGAUUGAAAACGAAGUAAAAAUAUUAAGAAUGAUCAGUCAUUCCAAUAUUAUCUCAUUGGUUGAAGAUCAUGACACCAAACCUAUGUUAUAUCUAGUCUGUGAAUAUGUUGCAGGUGGAGAUUUAUUCGAUGUGAUAACAGUGGCUCAGAAAUUCUCAGAAGAGCAAGCUGCAUUAAUGAUUAAACAUCUUACUUCUGGUCUAGCUUAUUUACAUAACUUGAACAUUGUACAUAGAGAUAUAAAACCUGAAAAUUUACUGGUGGAAAUGGAUAAUGGUAAAGUAAAAUGUCUGAAAUUGGGUGAUUUUGGCUUAGCCUGCGAAGUAACUGGUCCACUUUACACUGUCUGUGGAACGCCUACUUAUGUAGCUCCAGAAAUAUUAGCUGAAAGUGGAUAUGGUCUUAAAAUUGACGUAUGGGCAGCUGGCGUUAUUUUAUACAUAUUACUUUGUGGUUAUCCUCCUUUUGCCAGUCAAGACAACGAUCAGGAAAAACUGUUCGAUUGCAUUCUAUCAGGACAAUAUGAUUUUCCGGACGAGUUUUGGCAAGAUGUCUCCAUGCAGGCCAAGGAAUUAAUUUACAACAUGCUUCAAUUGUUGCCUGAACUCCGCUUUUCUGCGGAAGACGUUUUGGACCAUCCCUGGCUGAAAUUGGCAAAUUAGAAGGCUUGACCUUUAGACUGGCGAUAGAACUUGUCUUUUUAAAGAUUAUGAGUUCAGGACUCGUUUGAUACUCCUUGAACAGCUGCCAGGACUGCUGAUUGUGAUGUGAUGGUGAGUACUAUGUUGGUAGUGGUAGUGAUAAUAAAACUGUGUCUUUUUUAGUAUUUUUUAUUGUACAUUAAAAAAAGAAAUAAAUACGAUCAUAAUAAUGUAAGUGCUAAAAAUAUACAGUAAAAUUUAGACUGUCUCACAAAUGAUUGUGUGGUAUAAUUUCAUAUUAUUAAUUUUUAUUAUGUUCCUUGUUUCAUUACCAAUAGUAAUAUUAAACGUUAGAAUUAAUAUUAUUUGCUUCCUCGAGCCAAGAAUAUAUUUAGACAAAUGUAAAAAAUUAUUUUAAAAAUACUUAUCUAAAUUACCUAGAUGUUUUUUCUGACGGAUUUAGUGUACAUUAGCACAUAAUAAUAUAAAGAGAUUCAGUUAAAUAUUUGCUUAAGCAAUUGGUUUAUCAUUGUUUAUUAAUAGAACUAGGGUUUGCAAAUAUGGGGAUAAUCAAGCAAAUUUUACAAAUAUAUCAUCAAAUAAAAAUUACAUCACUCACUAUAGUUCUAAAAUUUGCUUACCAUCAGCCAUAUGACUAUAUAAUAUUAUAUAUCAGCUAUCCAAACUCGAAAUAUUGAUUCAGGUACAUUUUCUUUUCAAGCCCAUUCUAUUGAUACUAUCCUUUUACAAACGCUCCAAACCCAGUAAUGGCAGUUGGCAACCUUUUCAUUCUGAUCAUACCAUUUUUGCAAUUAUUCUCUGAACAAAACAACGUUCUUCAUAGUAAUGACUAAAUAAGCCCACAUUGGUUUAUUAGUAAUUUUGAUCAGAGCAUUGCUAUUGAAGCUAGUUUACAUACAUAUAGCUUCUUAAUACUAGAGCUACAAAGACUUUUUCCAUGUAUAUGCCUGACGUGAUUUAAUAAUGUUAGUAAAAUUUCACGACGCGACGAUACUGAGCAGGUGAGAUACAAUAUGAGCAGAGUUAAGAACAGUGAGAGAAUCAGUUGAUUAAAACGGCUUUAGUCACUUUUAAUAAAACAAACUUACAUUGUUAUUAAUCGUAUUUGAAAUGGUACAAUAUAAUAAUUGUUUGAAUUGAAUAUAAAUAGUAGAGCAAACAAUAAUGUAUGUAGUAAAUGAACGUAAUCAUUGUUUGACAAAAUAUAAUAAUUAUUGAUGUAACAUGUAAAAAAGUCGCCACAAAACGAACUAGCAAAAUUAUAUCCACCUGCUAAUAAUAUCGAGCAAAUGUUUACUUUUACGACUCUUAUAACGUUAAUGAAUAAUUAAUUUUGAUCAAACAAAAGGACAUAAUACACCCACCCAAAUUUAUAGAAAACACAUCACUUAUCAACUAAACCGAAAUGUAUGAUAAAGUUUUUGUUUAUGUAAAACGCAAUGGGGGAAAUGAACUGAUUAUUAUCCAUGGGAAUGGUUUUUUGUCUGAUCUGUCUCAACACAUUGUAAGAUAAUUUCAUUCAAACAGUAGACAUUUUGAACCAGUUAAAAACUACUUGAACAAGUUGUGAAAAAUCAGCUCUAUUAAAAGGUUUAACCAGUUACAUUAUUUUACAGUUUCUUGUUGAUUUGGUCUUCAACCGAUUCAAAGAUCUUAAAGUAUGUGGUAGCGUAUGAACACUGUACCUGUUCUAACAAAAUUUUGUUAAACUUUUAUGCAAGCUUGCUGACGAGACUAACCACCAUUUAAAUCUUUUAAAUCCACCAAUAAAUCUAUCAUACAUUUCUAACUUUUAUGUAAUAAAAACAGUUUUUAUUUAUAUUAAUUCUAUACGCAGACAAUAAUCUACUAUUACUAAAUGUGACAAUUUUUUGUGAUGUUAUAUAGUAAUAUCAUUACAUUGAAGUACGCAUUUAUUUAUGUAUAAUUGUUAUCCACGUGCAAUUUCCCAAAAUUAUCAAAUCGUAAUUCACACUUCGAAUUAUUGCACAACAGUUUUUCUUUUAAUUUCAAUCGUUGAAAGGCAUCUCAAAGCAGAUGGCUUAGUUUAAAGAUAUUUUAUACCGAAAUUAUAUUUGUAAGUACGAUAAUACGAAACCCAUAGAUAUGCAAUGUUCGUGAGAAUUUGUAGAAUCUAUUUGAAGACCGGCUCAAAUAUUUUGCAACAAAAAUUGUAAAUAUUGUGAAAGACAAUGUUAUUUAUGUUCAACAAGCAGCAUUUCAUCUUAAAGAAUAUGUUGCAGGUAAACAUUAUAAAAUAUUCUUUUACAGAUUUAAUUUAUUUGCAUAUUUAUAAAGGUGGUAUUACGCCAUACAUAUUACCAUCUCGAAGAAAGCACAACAAAUAAACUACAUUUUUUUAAGUAACAAACCUUAUUAUUACAGGAACUAUAUUUUCUAUGGCUGCCUUCGAUUCAGACUAAACAUAUUGGCGGUUUAGUCAAAAA